GGUGACAGUAAUUAUUUGGACUCCACCGCCAAAGACCGCACUCAUUCUCUCUCGUGAUAGAUUCUACCUUUUAUAAAGACUGUUCCUUUUCACAAUCUUCUCGUGUCUGUGCUUCAAGUUAUCUUUUCAUUUUCAUAGUCUCAAACUCUGUUACCUCUUACUCUAAGUUAAAAGCUUUUUUCCUUCUCAAUAGUUUAAAGAAGAUGGGUAACUGUCAAGCGGUGGACACUGCCAGAAUCGUGAUACAACACCCAAAUGGUAAAGAAGAAAUGCUAAGUUGUCCAGUUUCUGCUAGUUAUGUGAUGAAGAUGAAUCCUGGCCAUUGUGUUUCUCUUCUCAUCUCCACCACCGCUCUCUCUGCCUCUUCCGGUCAUGGAGGACCUCUUCGACUCACCAGGAUUAAACUCCUCCGUCCCACAGAGACGCUUGUUCUUGGCCACGUCUACAGACUCAUAACCACCAGAGAGGUUAUGAAAGGCCUAAUGGCAAAGAAAUGUUCCAAGUCGAAGAAAGAAGGUAAGAUGUCGGAAGAUAAGGUAGAGAUAGUGAAAGCAUUUAGCUCUAAUAAGCUUCACAAUGAAGAUCAGAUGAAGAAGCAAGAGAAAGAAAGACCACUAAGAAUCUCAAGAUCAUGGCAGCCUUCUCUUAAAAGCAUUUCAGAAGGAGGUUCAAGCUGAAAAAAUGUCUAUAACGUUGGGAAACAUUCAAGAGGAGCUUCGAAACUUGAGGAUCUAGUUUGGAAAAAUAGGAACGCUAUUGACAAAAGCUAGUCCCUUGUAAUCUGUGAAAUUAAAGUGAUGAAAUUUGAAAGCAAUCAUUCUUUUUC
Molecule: messenger RNA, 826 nt
Organism: Raphanus sativus (radish)
Lineage: Eukaryota; Viridiplantae; Streptophyta; Magnoliopsida; Brassicales; Brassicaceae
Exons: 3
Coding region: 204-677 (157 amino acids)
Source: RefSeq, a predicted model, not a curated record